AUGGCCGAUCGACAUUCAUCAGCGUCGUCGUCCCGGCGGACGCGGACUGGCGAUGGCGCCAUCGGCCAGUUCAUUAUCGGCUCCGAGAUUGGUAAAGGCAGCUUUGCGCAGGUCUAUAUGGGAAAGCAUCAGGUCCGAAACCCCGUUCCUCGUCGUCCUACCCUCUGGAGCACAGUCGCUGCUACUUCUGGCGCUGCUGUCGCUAUCAAAUCUGUUGAACUCGGCCGGUUGAACAAAAAGCUGAAGGAGAAUCUCUAUAGUGAGAUCAACAUUCUCAAGAAGCUCCGCCAUCCCCAUAUAGUCGCCCUUCAUGACUGCCUUGAAUCGUCGACUCACAUCAACCUCAUCAUGGAGUAUUGCGAGCUGGGUGAUCUCUCCCUGUUCAUAAAAAAGAGGGAGAAGUUAGUCACGCAUCCCGCCACUUGCGAUAUGGCCCGAAAGUACCCCAGCGUGCCAAAUGCUGGCCUCAACGAGGUCGUCAUUCGGCAUUUUCUCAAGCAGCUUGCUUCUGCAUUACGUUUCCUCCGGGAGGGAAACUUCGUACAUCGCGACGUCAAACCACAGAAUCUACUGCUCCUUCCAUCGGUGCAGUACAGGGAGAGCAAUAAGGACGCGCGACCUGUGCUCAGUGCCAGCCAAGAUUCGUUGAUCCCGGCGGUUGGCCUGGAGUCCUUGCCGAUGUUGAAGCUGGCAGAUUUCGGCUUUGCCCGCGUUCUUCCCUCGACAUCUCUAGCCGAAACCCUUUGUGGUUCGCCGCUAUACAUGGCACCCGAGAUUCUACGUUACGAGCGGUACGAUGCCAAGGCCGAUCUGUGGUCUGUGGGCACGGUCUUAUACGAGAUGGUUUCCGGCAAGCCACCUUUCAGGGCAAGUAAUCAUGUUGAACUGCUGAGAAAGAUCGAAAAUGCCGAGGAUCAGAUCAAAUUUUCGAGAGAUUGCCAGGUCAGUUCAGAUCUUAAGGGGUUGAUUCGUGGCCUAUUGAAGCGGCAGCCGGUGGAGCGGAUGAGCUUCGAGAACUUUUUCAACCAUACCGUUGUCACGGAACAGAUACCUGGCCUGGUUGAGGAUGAUGUCCCCAAAGUGCAGAGGACAUUGUCCAAGACUGAGAGCCGAAACGUCAACAAGAGCGAUGAACCGCGUCCGGCACGGCGCCUGUCUUUCCGUCGUCGCGAUUACAUGACUGAUCAAGGUCCCGAGCCUGGCCCUUCACCCCCACGCGAAAAGCCGUUAAGGUCUUCGCCCUUGGCCAGCCCCGCUGAGUUUCCUGGUGACGAACCCGCGAAGCCUGUAUCACGCGUGUCUCGCUCACCACGGGAUGACAUUGCCCCUGGUCUCGGCAUCCGACGGCCGCAGCCAGUACCUUCAACAUCAGCCCCAACAGGGCCCGCGCUUCUAGGAGAAAGACGCCGACGUGGACUCUCCAACGUAUCUUUGACCAACCAUCCACGUGAGGGGGCAACCCCGUCAUCUUCAGCACCCAAGGAGUAUGCUACUAAAGGCAAAGGCCGGGGUGGUGCACUAGACGAGGGGGAGGAAGUCGCUCAAGAUAUCGCUUUUAUGAGAGACUAUGUGGUAGUUGAGAAGAGGCAUGUCGAGGUCAACGCUUUUGCCGACCAGUUGGCAGCUCAGGGCGCGCAGGCUCAAGCUAUGUCACCCAAAGCUGGUCAAAUCGUUCGUAGGGCAACACAACAAGGUGUACCUACGUCCACGACAGGCGCCAUUCCGGCGGAGCGAUCCAAAGCCCUACAAAUUGCCCAGGGCGUCCGUCCGGACCCUUACAGACGAGGCUCAUACGACAAGAACCUUUCCGGUAGUCCAAAGUCGACAACUUCAGUCAUCUCCAAAGCCAUUCAAGAUGCGAGUCUGAGACUGUUUGGCUUCAAGUACCCAGCUCACCUUCUUGGCAAAGGCGCCUCUCCGCCGCAUUUGUAUAACCCCUUCCCGGUUUACCCGACGCCGAACGCUAACCCGGGACUGCUUACUGAUGGCCGCCAAAGCGGAGUUAUCGACGAGGACGCACGAGUAGCGCAAUGUAUCGAGGACUUUGCCACUCGCAGUGAUGUUGUAUGGGGCUUUGCGGAAGUAAAGUAUAAGCAGCUAGUUCCCAUGGCUCCAUCACAAGAUCAUCUCCUCGGCGGCGCACCAGCAGACCAGCUUACUUCGGAUGAUGACGACGGUCUCACCGUGGAGGCUGUGGUGGUACUCUCCGAGGAAGCAUUGGUACUUUAUGUGAAGGCGUUGUCCCUGCUUGCCAAGUCAAUGGACAUUGCCAGCAUCUGGUGGGGACGAAAGGCUAGGGGCGACCCCAUGACUGCCCGUGACCAUAUUGCUACGCAGAAUAUCGUCUCACGAAUCAACUCAGCGGUUCAGUGGGUGCGCAGACGCUUCAACGAGACUCUAGAGAAGGCUGAAAUCGUGAGGUUGAAGUUAGUCGAGGCACAGAAGCAGCUACCAGAGGACCACCCAAGCCAUCCUAACAACAACCAGCAAGAAAAAGCGGCAACGAGCACGUCGAGUGCAGAAGGCAUAGUCCUUACUGCCGGCCUCAGCGCUGAAAAGCUAAUGUAUGAGCGAGCACUGGAGAUGAGUCGCGCCGCGGCGAUCAACGAGAUCGCGAACGAAGAUCUUAAUGGUUGCGAACUCUCAUAUAUUACUGCUAUUCGCAUGCUUGAGGCUGUACUGGACAACGAUGAAGAUUUGUCCAAACGGAAGAUCACCAGCAACACCAAAGAACAGCGUGACCUCAUUCGUGAAGGGGCGUCGGAAAUGAAUCAGGACGACCAACAGGCUGUUCAUAAGAUGAUACAAAUGAUUACCACUAGAUUGACGAGCCUUCGCAAGAAGAUGCAGAUGAUUGCCAAUGCGUCUCAGGUUCAACAGCACAGCCUGCCUCGGAAACGAAGCGGUGACAUCACGUCGCGAAGUGCUCCCAAGCACACAUGA
Messenger RNA from Neoarthrinium moseri, 2943 nucleotides. RefSeq lists its product as uncharacterized. Lineage: Eukaryota; Fungi; Ascomycota; Sordariomycetes; Amphisphaeriales; Apiosporaceae. Gene Ontology annotation, molecular function: protein serine/threonine kinase activity; ATP binding. Gene Ontology annotation, cellular component: cytoplasm; autophagosome. The transcript has 3 exons. The coding region runs from base 1 to 2943 and encodes 980 amino acids. The record is from RefSeq and is a predicted model, not a curated record. Gene Ontology annotation, biological process: peptidyl-serine phosphorylation; autophagosome organization; protein autophosphorylation.